Molecule: messenger RNA, 434 nt
Organism: Didymodactylos carnosus
Lineage: Eukaryota; Metazoa; Rotifera; Eurotatoria; Philodinida; Philodinidae
Source: the annotation of a GenBank genome assembly
AAAAUUAGCAUACAUUCGAAAGCCACAUCUCAACAAAGCAGAAAUGCAGUUUUCGAACACAAGCAAAAUUGUCUAUAUUUAUUGCUUUUUCUAAAAUUCGAAAAGUAUUUUUUUCUGAUUCAAAAAAUGAGUAUUUUUAAACAUUAGAAAAUAAUGCAAUAUUAGCGUUAUUUUGUCAUUUGGUCAAAGAAUCAUGUGGUGAUCAAUUACGUACAAAAGAACAAUUAGGUUAUAUUGUAUUCAGUGGUUAUGAUCGGUCUGAUUGUGGUAGUGCUCAAGGUUUUUAUAUUACAAUACAAUCAUCGUCGAAAUUAGAUUAUGUUAAUUUAAGAACUGAGACGUACAUUGAUUCAAUAACAGAAUAUAUAACCACAAUGUCCGAUGAUGUUUAUUAUAAACAACGUGAAGGCUAUAUAAUAAAAAAACUUGAAAUA